This is a messenger RNA of Emys orbicularis (European pond turtle), 648 nucleotides long. RefSeq names its product PABPN1 like, cytoplasmic (gene PABPN1L). Gene Ontology annotation, cellular component: nucleus. The coding region runs from base 1 to 648 and encodes 215 amino acids. The record is from RefSeq and is a predicted model, not a curated record. The transcript has 7 exons. Gene Ontology annotation, molecular function: poly(A) binding. Lineage: Eukaryota; Metazoa; Chordata; Testudines; Emydidae.
AUGGCAGCUCGGCAGAAGGCCGCAGAUGAAGACUCAGACCUGAGCCCGCUGGAGGGGGACAGUGCAGAGGAGCUGGGUGUGCUGGACCCGGAACUGGAAGCCAUCAAGGCCAAAGUCCGUGAGAUGGAGGAGGAGGACGAGAGGCUCAAGGAGCUGCAGGCUGAGGCCAAGAACCACCUCAUCCUGAGAUCGCAGGCAGGUAUUCCCUUUCCUAGGACAGCAGAGGAGAAAAUCGAGGCUGAUCAGAGAUCCAUCUACGUGGGCAAUGUGGACUAUGGUGGAACAGCAGAAGAGUUGGAGUCCCAUUUCAAUAGCUGUGGGCAGAUCAACCGAGUGACCAUCCUCUGUGAUAAAUUCUCCGGACAUCCCAAAGGGUAUGCAUACAUUGAGUUUGAGGACAAGAGCUCUGUGAAGGCAGCGGUGGAGCUGGACGAGAGCAUGUUCAGAGGCCGGGUCAUCAAGGUGCUGCCCAAGAGGACCAACAUGCCAGGUAUCAGCACAACUGACCGUGGGGGCUCGAGGGGCCGUUUUCCAAGCAGGGGGGGCCUGUCGCAAAGGGCGAACGUCUACGGAGCGCUGAGAGCAAGACCCCGAGGGAGAGUGUACAGGGGUCGUGGCAGGUUAUCGCCGUGGUACUCUCCCUACUAG